Pseudozyma hubeiensis SY62 is the source of this 4506-nucleotide messenger RNA. RefSeq lists its product as hypothetical. The transcript has a single exon. Bases 1 to 4506 code for a protein of 1501 amino acids. NCBI's taxonomy places the organism in Eukaryota, Fungi, Basidiomycota, Ustilaginomycetes, Ustilaginales, Ustilaginaceae. The record is from RefSeq and is a predicted model, not a curated record.
AUGACCGCGGCCACCGCGCCGUCCCCAUCACCUGCACCUCAACACGCACAUACGCCUACACGCCAGUCGCCCAUCGCAUCCGACGCAUCCUCGUCGCGUCGUCACGAUGGCGCUUCCACCUCUGCAUCACCUGCCAAGGUGACCACUGGUCAUCCUGCCGGCAACCUCGGCACGCUUUCCAAGCCCAUCGAUCUCGCCUCACCACCCGGGUCACCGACGCUAACCGCCGCGACCUCCAGUGCAUCCAACACCGUCGCGUCCGAUGCGACGCGUCCUUCGCACCAGCCGUCGCUGUCGCCGUCUGCCGCCGCCACUGCCAAUACCUCUGCAGCAUAUGCUGCGCAAGGAGGAGCAACAGCACCGCUACAUUCGCGGCUAAGUGAUGCGUCACCUGCGCUGCCACGACCGCCGUAUGCUGGCCCGUUGACCACGCCAAAUCGCCUGUUGCCUCCGACUCCUCUCGGAAAUGCGAGCGAGCGAUCCACCAGCGCCUCGCCCUCGAUGGCCAAGUCGAUUCACCUGCCAGCUCCCUACAAAGCGCCAAGGACGACUCAGGCCGGAGCUUCCGAAUCCUUUGCCACGGCCUAUCCGACACAGGAGACGCGCCAAAAGUAUGCUUCGCCAGCCAAAGCCUUAUCCAGCGCGUCAGGCGCCACCCUGUCCCACAAGCGCUCCUGGCAGUCUGCAGCCUCCACUGAUCUCUCCAACAAGAAGUUCCGUCCAACAGCGCCCAGCGUAUCGCCGUCGGCACAGGCUGCGACUUCCUCGCCAACACCUUUCGGCAGCUCUGUACUCGCAUCGCUACCGGUGGCUCCGAGAGCGACGCCGCCCACAACCACUGCGCCGUCCCUUAGCUCGGCGCCAUCUGACUCGCGUCCCUUGUUCACCACACCCACAUCUGGCAGAGCUGACAACACGUCGUCCAGCGUUACCGUCACCAAUAUACCCAAACCUGGCAGCUCCCUUUCGAAUCAGGCAGGUGUCGAGCCGCUCAACCUCAUACCCUCAGUCUCUGGAGCUCAGGUGGCGGCGACUGUCAAGGAUGAGUAUCUCUCUUUGCUCCACAAGGCGGAACUCAUCGACCUCGUCAAACGAUUGGAAAAGCAGCUCAUCGACCUUGUCGAGGCACCCUCAGGUUCGUCCACACUCUACCGUCAAGCUCGUAUCUAUCCCGACCAGAUCAAUGUACAGAUCGAGCGGCUCAAAGCACGUCAGCGGAUUGCCGCCUCCACCACUGCUACGGCCACAGACCUGAGCCUCAAAGAUGUCUAUUCCCUGCUCAAUGCGACGUCUCGUCCAGCUGGCAGCGUCAUCUCACGCGCUCCAACAACCACCUCUGCGCUCACCGGACGGCCCGCAUACACGCCUCCGACUGGACCCCGCCGCACCCUUCCCUUGACACCGACUGCAACCCGUGCUUUGGGCACCGCCGGGCAAAAAGUGGCGACUGGCAAGGAUACGACGCAAAACGCAUCGCUUUCCCAUCUCAUCAGCUCAAUCACAGCCAUGGCCCGACAACAGAAUCAGCCAGCACGCGGUCCCAACGGUGCACCUCUUCCACCACCUCAGACUGCAUCCACCAGCUCGACGCCUCAAUCUGCAGUCGGUCCGGGCAGCAAGCCACCUCAGAUCACACCGGCCGCACUGCGCAGCAUCGUCGGAGAUGGACCCAUGCCUUCGAAUGCUGCAUUGGCCGCGGCUAUCGCUGCCCACUUUGGCGGUAGUCUCCCUGCCAACGCUCAUGCAGCACCGCGUCCCGCAGCUGCAGCUGCAUCGGUUUCCUCAUCGCCAGCUCCGACACCGUCGUCAGUGGCAGCCCAAAGUGUUGCAGCGCGCGCGGGUUUGACCGCUCCGACCGCGUCCGCCGCAGCCGCUCGCACCUCUUCAGCUCCUGCACCAGCGUCCAGCCCGAGCAAAGACAUCUCGGACAAGAUUGCUGCCAUUCUGGGCUCGUCCGCGUCCUCGCAAACCCCCAUGCUCGGUCCCCAAGGACUGCCUCUCGCACCUGCUGCAGCUGGCUCGGGCUCCGGCCCUGGCUCGAGUGCAGUACCGCUCGGCAAUAUUGCCGCUAUGCUGUCAACCUAUGCUGGACAAGCGGGUCCUUCGUCAGCCUCGGCUGGCUCUCCCGAUGCAAAUGCUCGAACAGGUACUCCAGCAACCCAGAACCAAGGAGGGGCACUCUCGAGCUUGUUGCAGCAGCUCGAAGAAGCAAAGAAGCAGCUGCCUUCUCCGGCGGUGGCCUCAUCCAACGCCGGCAGCGUCUCAUCCGCACCACGACCGACGCCAACCUCGGCGUUGCCCUUUAGAGUCAAUGAUCCAGUCGCGAUCCUCACUGGAGCGAGCGCCAACCCCAUCUUCACUCCCACCUACGGAGCCGGCUCUUACGCGCCGGCUUCGCCUAUUACUGGCAGCUAUCGUACGGCAUCGUGGUCGCCGGAUCCCCAACCUGUUAUCGUCCAGGGUCCACUUGGUACCAGCACGCUGCCUUCGUACGAGGACAUGAUCGUCGAGGGUCUGCGCGUCAUGGGCUCAUCACCACCGCGCACACUGUUCAACUGGAUGCAGGAUACCUAUCCGCUCAUGAAGAAGUUCCGUCCGUCUGCGCACCAGGCGCUGCAGAAGGCGUUCAAACGCGGAAGGCUUCUCAAGACAGGCAGCCUCUACCGCAUCAAUCCGUCUUGGUCCGAGCCCGGCGAUUCGAGGAAACCGACGCGAAGACCUCAGGUGGGUCAGGAUCAUCCCAUGGUCAGACCUGGUCUCAACGGCGAGGUGCUGGCCGUCAGCCCACACAAGGACAGUCAGGCUUAUCGCAAUGUAGGCGAUUCAGGUCUCCGCAUGUCCAAAGGCCUGCGAACGGGUCCUCGACCGUACGGACAGCCAGGUGCAGCGCCGCUGGCCAAUCCUGCAAGCACCAUUUUCCCGAGCGGUUCAGCCACCGAGAUCCUGCUCGAAUACCAGAAGCGCAUCGGCAAAAAGAUCGAGCCGGAUUCGGUCAGAUACCUGUACCAGCUUAUCCGCUCUGGUCCCAGCGACGGUUCGAUGGAAGAGAUGCUGGCCCACAUGCUCACCCAGACGGGCUACCACGAUGCCGCUGCCGAGGCUACCGCCGCUGCGGCCGCCCAGACAGCUGCUGCCACCGCCGCCGGCAUGCCGACUUCCAUGUCGCCCUAUGCUCGACCGAACACGGGCGUGCCGUACAUGGCGACAGGCUUCUCUUCGCCGUCAUCCAUGUUCGCACGCACAGGCGCCCCUGCCAGUGUUGGCAGUGCAGCAGAUCGACGCGGACUGCCGCCGGCCUCGGCUGCGAGAGGUCCUACGUCGCUUCCUCUGCACAGCACGAGCGAGCCCUCGAUGAUGCAGCAGCUUGCGACGAUGCUCAGCGAUACAAGCAAUCGAUUCAACCCGGCACUGGCCAGCUCGAUCCUUGGUCAGCUGAGCAGCAAUGCAGCUGCUCAAGCAGCUGCCAGGGCGGCCGACAUGUCAGGCAUGACCACUGGACCACCGCUCCCUCCUGCUCCAUCGCGUACUGUGGCACCACAUCCCUCUGCGCCCACGCCGUCCGCAUCAUCGCAGCUGGCGUCUGCGCUGUCGAGCCUGGCUGGUCAGACACCGCAACACGACUUGGACUCGGCGGUGUCCGAAACGCUCGCGGCCGCGCUGCAGCAGAUCGGCGCAGGUCCAACUGCCGAAGCGAUCGCAGCGGAAGAAAGUGCCAAAGAGGCGGCGCCUACGGACGAGGUGGCAGGAGCUGCGAAGGCGACGCAAGCUUCGGAGCCAGCUGCGACCGAAGCAGUGGCAAUCGCAGCUUCGGGCGAAGGCGAAGAGGGCAUCGAUCUGGCCGAAUACGAGGACGCGAUCCGUGCGCUCACGUCCGCUUUCGGAAAUGCGGACGACGAUGCCGACUCGGACGAAUCCGACGUGGAAGCAGACGAACGCGCGAUCGCAGCGGCUGAGGCCGAACCGGAUUCGGUGGUGGAAGAGCCGCCAUCUGAGGCCGCCGCCGCUGAAGCAAGCCAAACAGAUGGCAAGCCGGACGGCGCAGGCGAGGCGGAAGAAGGCGAAGCGGAGGAGGACGAGGAGGAUGGUGCAGAAGAGGAAGAGCAGAUGGAUCUCACAGAUGUGCUGCGACAGCUCACGGCGUCGUUGCAGGCUCAUCAGGAAGCCGUUCCCGAAUCUCAGGAUCACGUUCAGAGCAAGGAUCAGGACGAUGGAGCAGCUGCCGAAGGUCAGCAAGCACCCGCAGAGGAUUCUCACGCCGACAGUAGGCAGGCGGAGGAGGAUAUGGAUGUCGAUCCGGCUGCAGAAGAGCAACGUGAUACCAACGUCGAGUCUGCCGAAGAUGACGCCGGCGCACAGGAUGCAGGCUCCAUUCAAGCUCAAUUGGAGGCGCUGGUGGCCAGUCUUGCCGCCAACGCAGGCAAUGCCGACGAGGACGGCGAAGACGAAGAUGAGGAUGGCGACGACGACGACGACGAUGGUGCAGAGGAGAACGCGGGCGUGGAUUGA